This is a messenger RNA of Ophidiomyces ophidiicola, 1794 nucleotides long. RefSeq lists its product as uncharacterized. NCBI's taxonomy places the organism in Eukaryota, Fungi, Ascomycota, Eurotiomycetes, Onygenales, Onygenaceae. The transcript has 6 exons. The record is from RefSeq and is a predicted model, not a curated record. Bases 1 to 1794 code for a protein of 597 amino acids. Gene Ontology annotation, biological process: malate metabolic process; pyruvate metabolic process. Gene Ontology annotation, molecular function: malate dehydrogenase (decarboxylating) (NAD+) activity; NAD binding. Gene Ontology annotation, cellular component: mitochondrion.
AUGAGUCAAUCUCUCCCUCGUUCCCAGCAGCUCCGUGCUGUCCAUAACAGUCCCUGCCAUGCUGCCAGUGCUUCAGAAGCGAACUACGACACCGCCAACCCGGGCUACAUUCGCAAAUACCUUCGCACAUACGGCCUGACGCCUCCCCACGUUGACAGCUACGAGGUGCAGAAGACAAGAUGUCUCACUCAAUUAGCACUGAAGUCGACUGCCAUCGAUAAAUUCCUGUAUCUCAGCGCCAUCCGCAAGAACAACGUGCAUUUAUUCUACCGGUUGGUAAUAGACCACCUGAAGGAACUGACGCCCUUGAUCUAUACUCCCGUUGUCGGAGAAGCUUGUCUGAAAUGGUCGGAAAUAUACCAGCAGCCGGAAGGCAUGUAUAUCAGCUAUGAGGAUCGCGGAAACAUUGCUGCUGUCAUUCAGAACUGGCCUCAGCCCAAUGUGGAAAUCACAUGUAUCACUGAUGGGUCACGAAUCUUGGGAUUGGGUGACCUCGGUAUCAAUGGCAUGGGUAUUCCAAUUGGCAAGCUGGCACUGUAUACUGCCUGUGCUGGCAUUCGACCCGAGGCUACUCUUCCUCUCACACUGGACCUGGGAACCAGCAACAAGUCGUUGAGAGAGGAUCCCUUAUACAUGGGCAGCCGUCGAGAAAAGAUUACUCCAGAGCAAGAACUGGAAUUUCUCGAUGAGCUGAUGACGGCUCUAACGGAACGAUGGCCAGGUAUUGUUGUCCAAUUCGAAGACUUCAAGAAUCCCUUCCCCGCAUUGGAGCGAUAUCGGCACAAGUAUACUUCCUUCAAUGACGAUAUCCAAGGCACUGGUGCCGUCAUCCUGGCUGGUGUAAUGAACGCUGUUAAAAGGUCCGGCAUUCCCCCAAGGCACCACAGAGCCGUGUUUUUGGGUGCAGGAAGUGCUGGUGUCGGCGUUGCUAAGCAGAUCGUGGACUACUUCGUCAACGAGGGCAUGACGGAAGAUGAAGCCCGAGCUUGCUUUUACCUCGUCGACACAAAGGGUCUUGUGACAGCCGACCGUGGUGACAAGCUCGCUCCUCACAAGGUAUAUUUUGCACGAACAGACAACGAUGGCCAACAGUUCAAAACCCUAGACGACGUCGUUGGCUAUGCCAGACCUACGAUGCUGAUGGGGUUGUCCACCCUUGGAAGUGUCUUCACACCUGAUAUUCUUAGGAAGAUGGGUGGUUGGAAUAAACACCCAAUUAUCUUCCCACUGUCCAACCCCUCUGCUAACUCUGAAUGCAAUUUUGAGUCUGCUGUCCUUCACACCGAUGGCCGCUGCCUCUUUGCAUCGGGAUCCCCAUUCCAGCCUUUCUCCCACCGCGACAGAACUGGCGAGACGAAGACAUACUAUCCCGGCCAAGGUAAUAACAUGUAUGUCUUUCCAGGCAUUGGCUUGGGAACAAUUCUCUCCAAGGCCGUGGAGAUCACUGACUCCAUGAUAUACGCUUCCGCCAACGCCCUCUCCAAGUCUCUCACGGCUGAAGAAAUCGACCGUGGUCUUCUGUACCCCGACAUCACGAGAAUUAGGGAAGUCAGCGUUUCUGUUGCUCGUGGAGUCAUCCGCGCUGCCCAGGAUGCCAAGGUAGACCGUGAAACGGGCAUUCGGUCCUUCACUGACUCGGAUCUGGACGCUUGGAUCAAAGCCCGAAUGUACAAUCCCCAUGGAGAGGUGCAGUCUUUGGAAAGAGAAGUGGGCCUUCUCCUCUCUUCAAUCGGGCGUCUGAGUACAAACGGAGAUGCCACCAACGGGGAAGCGAAUGGCGACUCUAAGCUGUGA